AUGGCGGCAGAUUCAAUCCCACCCCCGCUCUCCCAGGGCGUCGGGUACGGCGUCGUCCUCGGCUUCGGGUUCGCCUUUGCGGCCGUGAUGGCCUACAUCACCCGCCUCCUAUGGCGCUUUAAUGGGGAGAACAAUGCGCAUUUCGAAACCUACGCGACCGCAGGUCGAAAGGUGGGCACGGGUCUCACGGCCACAGCUGUCUUUUCCUCCUGGGCUUGGUCCACCGCGCUCCUCUCUUCGUCCCUCGUCACGUUUAUCUAUGGUCUUGCUGGUGCAUACUGGUUUGCUGCCGGUUGUCUCGUGCAGAUCUCCGCCUUUGCCCUUCUCGCCAUCCAGAGCAAGCUCAAGACCCCGCACGCGCACACGAUUCUCGAAGUCGUUAAAGUCCGCUAUGGCACCUUCGCCCAUUGGCUGUACAUGUUCUUCUGUCUCGCCAACAACACUAUCGCGGUCGCCAACAUGCUCCUUGGCGCGUCGGCGACCGUCUCCGCGUUGACGGGGAUGCACAUUAUCGCCUCAACGUUCCUCCUUCCCGUGGGGGUGUGUUUGUACACCAUCUCUGGUGGACUCAAGGCGACUUUCCUCACGGAUUGGAUGCACAGUGUUGCACUGCUCAUCAUUGUGCUCUUCCUGACGCUCAAGACGCUCUCCAACGACGCGGUGCGCAGCCCGGCUCAUCUGUGGGAGAUCGUCGUUGAGGCCAAUGCUGCCACCAAGAUCGCCGGCAACUUCAACGGUUCCGUCCUCACCAUGACAUCCAAGGGCGCGGUGGAGUUCGGGAUUUUGCAUACGCUCGGCAACUUCGGUCUUGUCGUCAUGGACAGCUCCUACUGGCAAAAGAGUUAUUCGGCGGACAUCGCCGCCGCUGUUCCCGGUUACAUUCUGGGUGGCGUGCUGUACUUCGGUCUUCCUUGGUGUCUCGGUACGGUGAUGGGACUUGCGGGAUGGGCGUUGCAGACGAACCCUGUGUGGCCUGCUUACGGUCGCGCUCUUUCGGCUACCGAGCUGUCUUCCGGUCUUCCCCUCGGAUAUGCCGCCCUGGCGGUCGCCGGUAAGGGCGGUGCGGUCGCAGUGGUGAUCCUCAUCUUCAUGGCAGUCACCUCGACCACUUCGGCCCAACUCAUCGCAGUAUCGAGCAUCGUAUCCUCCGACGUCUACCACACUUACAUCCGUCCCACCGCAACCGACGCCCAAGUCAUCCGCGUCUCCCGAAUCGCCUGCAUCGCCUUCGCCAUCUUCGCCUCCGCCUUCAGCACCAUGCUCUACUACGUCGGCAUCGACCUGACGUGGACGCUCUACUUCCUCGGUCUCAUCACCUGUCCAGCGAUGGUGACGUUGCCACUGACGGUGCUGUGGAGGCGUCAGACGUGGUAUGCUGCGGUGAUUGCGCCUGUGGUUGGCAUGCUGGCUGGUUUGGGAACUUGGUUGGGUACCGCCAGCGUCUACGGUGGUGGUGUGUUGGAUGUAACCACCACCGGUGCACUGUUGCCGUGCAUGUGGGGAACCAUCGUCGCCGCUUUCCUCCCCGCCAUCCUCUCGCCCCUCAUCACCUUCGCCUACCCACAGGACAACUUCGAAUGGGAGCGAUUCAACGAUAUCAAACUCAUCCAAGACGACGGCUCCACCAACAGUUCUCGCGACGACCUCAAGAACACCGAUGCCGAAAAUCUGACGACUCUCGGUGGCACUCCCGUCGGCAACCCCGCCUCGCGAGAUCAUCCCUACAGCGACGCCGAAAUCCGCUUUAUGAACCACCAGUCCCGCAUCGCGGGCAUCACCGGCCUCGUCCUCUUCCUCGCAGUCUGGGUGCUUUGGCCCUUCAUCAUGUAUGCGGCCAAGUACGGGUUCAGUCGCGAUUUCUUUGUUGGAUGGGUGGUGGUGGCGAUCAUCUGGGCUUUCGCGGCGCUGUUGAUCUUUACUUUCUUGCCGCUGUGGGAGGGCAGAGGGUUGAUUGUCAAGAUUGUUGGCGGCGUGCUCAGCGGGAAGAAGGGAGAAGAGGGGAGGAGCGAGCAGAGGACGGGAGAGGAGAACAGGGUGACCAGUGAGGAGGGCAAGGUGGAGAAGCCAGGUGCCAGCGUGCUGUCUUCCACGGGAAGCGAGGAGAAGCACGUUCAGCUGCAGUAG
This is a messenger RNA of Kalmanozyma brasiliensis GHG001, 2124 nucleotides long. RefSeq names its product Sodium/solute symporter. The record is from RefSeq and is a predicted model, not a curated record. Gene Ontology annotation, cellular component: plasma membrane. The transcript is spliced from 2 exons. Gene Ontology annotation, biological process: urea transmembrane transport. Lineage: Eukaryota; Fungi; Basidiomycota; Ustilaginomycetes; Ustilaginales. Gene Ontology annotation, molecular function: urea transmembrane transporter activity. Bases 1 to 2124 code for a protein of 707 amino acids.